Messenger RNA from Anopheles cruzii, 679 nucleotides. RefSeq names its product DNA-directed RNA polymerase II subunit RPB7 (gene Rpb7). The record is from RefSeq and is a predicted model, not a curated record. Bases 67 to 588 code for a protein of 173 amino acids. Gene Ontology annotation, molecular function: translation initiation factor binding; single-stranded DNA binding; single-stranded RNA binding. Gene Ontology annotation, biological process: positive regulation of nuclear-transcribed mRNA poly(A) tail shortening; DNA-templated transcription; transcription initiation at RNA polymerase II promoter. Lineage: Eukaryota; Metazoa; Arthropoda; Insecta; Diptera; Culicidae. The transcript has 3 exons. Gene Ontology annotation, cellular component: RNA polymerase II, core complex; P-body.
GGACAGCUUGGCGUACCCGAAGUGGAUUGGAACUUGGAAAUUACUCGCUUGUAAAUCACCAGCACCAUGUUUUACCACAUAUCGCUCGAGCACGAGAUUCUGCUCCAUCCGCGAUACUUUGGACCGCAGCUCAUCGAGACGGUUAAGCAGAAACUGUACACCGAAGUCGAAGGCACGUGCACCGGCAAGUACGGGUUCGUCAUUGCCGUCACAACGAUAGACGAUAUCGGCUCCGGCACGAUACAGCCGGGCCAAGGAUUCGUGGUGUAUCCCGUCAAGUACAAAGCGAUCGUCUUCCGACCCUUCAAGGGCGAGGUGCUGGACGCGACCGUCAAACAGGUCAACAAAGUGGGCAUGUUUGCCGAAAUCGGCCCGCUCUCGUGCUUCAUCUCGCACCACUCCAUUCCGGCCGAUAUGCAGUUCUGUCCGAACGGUGCGCCGCCGUGCUAUCGGGCGAUGAAUGGCGAGAGCGUGAUAGCGGCGGAAGACAAGAUUCGGCUUAAGAUUGUCGGUACGCGUGUCGAUGCGACCGGUAUUUUCGCUAUCGGAACCCUGAUGGACGAUUAUCUCGGGCUAGUGGGCAGUUAGUGCUCUGGUACCAUGGAGCACGCUACUUAUUUAAGAUUUCCUACUUUACGUAUCUUUAUCGAUGAAAUAUAAACAAUGGUUUGCUAGCGUC